Molecule: messenger RNA, 2502 nt
Organism: Lodderomyces margitis
Lineage: Eukaryota; Fungi; Ascomycota; Pichiomycetes; Serinales; Debaryomycetaceae
Product: CORVET complex subunit
Exons: 1
Coding region: 1-2502 (833 amino acids)
Biological process (GO): vesicle-mediated transport; autophagy; endosomal vesicle fusion
Cellular component (GO): cytoplasm; fungal-type vacuole membrane
Molecular function (GO): protein binding
Source: RefSeq, a predicted model, not a curated record
AUGAUCCCUCAUAUCACAGAGCCCUUGAUAGAUGAAUUACCUGUAAAGGAAAACGAACGCAUUUCUGCUGUUGCGGCUCACGAUCGAAAUAUUUAUAUUGGAACUUCAAAAGGUAACUUAUUCCAUUAUCAUUUGUUUGAAGAUGCGAUCCAAUACUUGCAAAUCACUCUGCUUUCCGUUGGAAACAAGGAGGUGACGCAAUUGGUAACGUCUUCAGCCUUGCAAAAGUUGUUUCUUGUAAUCGAUGGUACACUUUUGGUGUUUCUGCUUCCAGAGCUCAGCCCAUUUUCUGCCAGGCAGUUGAAAAAUAUACGACACAUAUGCCUAAUGGAAGAUGGGGUUUCAAUCAUGCUCAUAAAACCAUCAGGCAUCCAACUAAUUCAGCUUUCUGAUAAAUCGUGGAAAUUAUUGCGAGAGUUCAAGCAUGAAGGGAUCAUACUGGGAACGGCUCCCCUCAACAACUUGAUUUUGCUAGCGAAUGGAGAAUCUUAUGAAGUACUAGAUAUGAGCUCAGGAGAGACCAUCCCUCUAUUUGAUUACAAGUCAGACACUGAUGUUCCUCCAUUUAUUGUACUUUUUAGUACACCCGACUCGAAAGAAUACUUGCUCACGGUUGCUUCAGACGAAAACACCUCCAUUGCACAAUUCGUUGAUACAUCUGGAGAUGUAACCAGAGGUACAUUAACAUGGUUGAAUCACGGCUACCCUCGGGGUGGUGUUACUAUUGAUUGGCCGUAUGCGUUUGCCAUGUUUAAAAGUUCGAUAGUAGUGUCUUCUUUGCAAUCGCUAGACACUGUAUUAGUAAUGGAUAUUGACAAUGCAAGCCUCCCACAGACACUGGAAAACAACGGCAACGCUGGAAAACAUUCAUGUGACUUUCGUAUCCAGAAAAUCAACGUUUUCUUUCAAGACAAGUCAACAGAGGAAGUGACUGGCCAGCCAAUCGAACUGAGCUCUUCUAUGGUUGUGUUUAGCGAGAAAACAUUAUAUGUUAUUCAUCAAGAUAAUGAAAUAACUGUUGCUAAUAGGGCCUUUCAUGAGGCGAUGGAGUCAAAUGAUUUUAAACACUUUUUUGCUGUGGCUCAUGGUGAUCUGCCAUACGUGCACAUUCUAAGAACUAUGGCUGCUUUUUUAACUGAGCAGGAACCGGUAGAGCUACUAACUGAGAGAAAAGAUGGUCGGUUGAUUAUAGAACCUAACUUGGCGCUUCGUUUAUUGGGCUACGAAUACCCUUUCUUUAUGUAUCCUGGAUUGAAUGAAAUUCUAGAUAUGUGGGACUUUAAAGAUGACGAUAUGGCCAAGAGGUACUUACAGAAAUUGAAGCUCAAUGACAUGAGCUCCGAAAUAAGACUAUUGAGCUACAAGUUUGUUCCAGAAAAUGAUCUUGAUUCGUUGAUUGCUGCAGACAAGUGGACUUUUUCUGGAAAUGACAAAUCAGUAAUAGAAAUAUUGAUUGAAAGGAGCCAAACAGCAAAGGCCUCACGCAUCUAUCAAAUGAUUCCAGAACUGCCAGAACUCGUAUCUGCUUAUAAGGAUUUUUUAUUCCAGCACUUACAGGUCAGCCUUGUUGACGAUGCAUUAACCUUUUUAGCCAAAGAACACCUUGAGGAGAAAGAUUACAGCAAAUUGAUUUUGGAAAUCAUAAAGUUAAACAAAGACAAGGGGUACGCCUUUAUGCGAAAAUCUACAAUGUACCGCGAAAUCAAUCAAAAAAUUUUGAACGAAUUAUCAGAUGACCUGAAGGGAGAAAAGGACUAUGCUUUAUUACGGAUUGAGCUACUUGAAUCCUCAUUUGCUGAAAAUGGUGCAUUAAGAGGUGAAUUAUUGGGGUUAAUCUUCACUACGUUAACUGCAUUAUAUGAUGAUGAUAUAAAGGAAAUUUUCAAAAAGCUACACGACGAGUACAAGGAGAUGAACAAUCUUUCCAAAUACAAGUGGCCCAAAAUAUCCUGGGUUAACUUUUUAGCUUUCGCUAAGGAACAAAAAAACCAAACGUUUAUUGAAUUAUAUCUCAAGUCGUUCGAGUUAGUUGGGCUGGACGACAAGCGCUUAGAGGGGGCGCUCUUUGCUUACCAUAAACUUUACACAAAACAAGACAUUCAGGGGUUGCUUGAUUUUGGUGACUACUCUACAGCAGAAAGGCUAGCUUUGGGUGAGCGCGCAGCACAACGAAAGCGAUACUACAAGUGGGAAACUGUAAACCAGACAGGGGUCAAUAACGAAAGUCUUUUAGUUAUUUUCAAGUACUACUUGGGGUUAUAUGAACGAGAUCAGCCUGUGGAGCCAGCAAUCCAGCACUUUGUUGAAAGUUAUGCCAAAAAUAUAUCACCAACGGUUAUCAUCAAGCUACUACCGGACCAAUUUCCAUUAGCGAAUUUGACAAACUUCCUAAAAGAGUCACUCGUUGGCUUACAAUUCAAGUCGCGAGAGGAAGUAAUGACCAAGUCAAUAAUCAAAUCGGAAAUAGCUAGAACUAAACAUUUAAUAAAAGAUUUUCUAUAG